GCGUCUUGCAGGGGCUGGAGAUCUAUUAUUGCGGCUUAAGGGUUGAGGCGCAGGGCGCGCAGGCAGGUACGCGGAAGGAAAGGCCUUACUGAGCACCUGGCUGGGAAAGACGGAUCGUUCCCCCAGGGCAAGAGUGUGCAGAGAAAAAGCGCUGGAUUUACGCAUCCACUUCAUCUCCUGAAUUUUGGUCCGUGAGAAUGGCGACGAUGGGAAACCAGACGGAGACCUGGCUCCAGAAGUUGGACUCAAUGCUGAAGGCCUUCAACCACACGCUUCACCGCAAGGACUUUUGCCCUCCGGACGCGAGAGGUGACUCGGAGGAGGCCAAAGAGACCUACGCCUACAUGUACAUCCUGUUUGUGAUGGUCUUGUUUGCCGUGACCGUGGGCAGUUUGAUCCUCGGGUACACCCGAUCCCGCAAGGAGGUGGACCAGCAGAGCGACCCGUAUCAUGUUUACAUCAAGAAGAGGGUGUCUAUGAUAUGAGGAGCAAAAAAAGAGGCCGAGGAGAAAUUCUUGAUGGCGUCUCGUGACGAGAAAUGUCUGUCUCGACUCCUGUGCGGGUCUUAUUUCAGGAAUCCGUGUUCUAACAGCUGGAAAGACUUUCUAAGAUACAGAGAUACAAAUCAGGAGGUGCAAAGGAAUGUGGGAGUGGGAGAGGCCUUACGGAGACUUAGAUUUUAAAAAUCUGUGCUUUUU
Molecule: messenger RNA, 698 nt
Organism: Pogona vitticeps (central bearded dragon)
Lineage: Eukaryota; Metazoa; Chordata; Lepidosauria; Squamata; Agamidae
Source: RefSeq, a predicted model, not a curated record